GUACCGUACUUGACAUUACAGAAGAAGAAGAUCCGUGUCCUUCACAACAGUUAGCAUGGCUACUGCUACGAAAAUCAUCCAGAGGCUACGUAAUUUCUUAGCCGGGCGGGACCUGCAGAGCAAACUUCAGCUGCGAUAUGAGGAGAUUGCAAAGAGGACGCAGCCACCACCAAAACUGCCUGUAGGCCCGAGCCACAAGUUCGCCGACAACUACUACUUCACCAGAGACGGACGUGGAGAAUCAGUACCUGCCACAGUCGUCAUGUCUUCACAGAAGGCUCUCACUGCUGGCAGCCAAGUUGCUGAAGCCCCAAAACCUCCCAUUACCCCGGGUGCUGUAUAUAAAGCACCAGAGCUCUCCACAGACCAGCCAUACCUCUGAGCAUCAGGUCAAAUCACUCAGCAUCAUUUCUCCAUCCAGUGCUGCUGUAGAGGCCUGACCACAGCAAGUGUUGGUUCUAUACUGUACAGUAGAAAUUGUGAAUAAAAUGUUAUAUGUUUAA
Solea senegalensis (Senegalese sole) is the source of this 503-nucleotide messenger RNA. It is a transcript of the gene ndufa7, whose product is annotated as NADH:ubiquinone oxidoreductase subunit A7. The record is from RefSeq and is a predicted model, not a curated record. Gene Ontology annotation, cellular component: mitochondrial inner membrane. Gene Ontology annotation, biological process: ATP synthesis coupled electron transport; mitochondrial electron transport, NADH to ubiquinone. NCBI's taxonomy places the organism in Eukaryota, Metazoa, Chordata, Actinopteri, Pleuronectiformes, Soleidae. The transcript is spliced from 4 exons. The coding region runs from base 56 to 382 and encodes 108 amino acids.